AGCAACCAGUUUCUUUCCCUCAUUCAUCUUGAACUACUCUCUUCAGGUCGCAACUAUGGACGUGACUAGAUUUUUCAUUAUAUUUUCCGUGACCGUUCUGAUUCAUGGGGACAACAAAGCUCUGAGUUCCGAUGUUCCCAAAACCACCGGCAUCACAUAUUCUUCGACGACGUCUUAUUCAAGCAUAUGCUUUGACAGAUAUGAAACUUUGCAACAACAAUUCUGCAAUUUCAAAAUUGAUACGAUGAACGAAAAACUUUCGGCUCAAAAGAACGCGUGUGACUCGACUCUAAAUCAUUUGAAAGAAUUUUUCGGCCAGCGAGAGCAACUUUGGCAUGAGCAGAACAUUUGCAAUGCGUCACUAACGCAAAUCGCAGGGAGGCGAGAAGUGGAAUGUUUCAAUUCAAUAGAUGGUGCAAACUGGACUAAGCUGUCUUCUGGCUUCUACUACUUUUCUAAACCUAAUGAAUUGACGAAUUGGUUUGUAGCUGGCUACAACUGCAAAAAAAUGGGAAUGCGGCUGGCAAGCAUUGAGAGCGAGUUUGAAGACAAUGCUGUCCUUGGAUAUCUCAAUGCUCUGAAUGCAUCAGAUCUAGACAUGUUUUGGAUGUCUGGCACAGACCUAGGCGAAGAAGGAAAAUUUGUUUGGAGCGCAACAGCUGAGCCAGUCAGCUUUUCGCGAUUCGGCAUUGGACAGCCUGACAAUGCAGGUGGAAACGAAAACUGUCUCCAGUACAUCAAGGCACGAUCUUCGUUCACUUGGAAUGAUAAUGAGUGCAACACAACUACUAGAUACAUAUGCGAACUCCAGGGUUGAAAAACGAAAUUUGAUACAGCAUGCCAAAAAUAUUAUACUUGAAUUUGUAAAUGAAAAAAUUUACACAAGAAAUAUUUUUCAUGCGAAUUUGUAGGAAACGUUCAAAUCAAUUGAACGAAAAUAAAUAUUUUGCAAUACAUUUAA
Messenger RNA from Cloeon dipterum, 961 nucleotides. RefSeq names its product C-type lectin 37Da-like. The record is from RefSeq and is a predicted model, not a curated record. Bases 56 to 817 code for a protein of 253 amino acids. Gene Ontology annotation, cellular component: external side of plasma membrane. Gene Ontology annotation, molecular function: carbohydrate binding. The transcript has 8 exons. NCBI's taxonomy places the organism in Eukaryota, Metazoa, Arthropoda, Insecta, Ephemeroptera, Baetidae. Gene Ontology annotation, biological process: biological process involved in interspecies interaction between organisms.